UAUCAAGCUUUCCACCUAGUAAAGUGCUCAACGGCGUGAGCGUGUGCACGUCGAAGGACAUGCCUGCGCUGCAGCUCUUACCCUAUGCUCUCUUCCUCACGGCCUUGCUAGCCUCGUCGGCGGCCGGCCACGCGGCGGCGUCCCUGCGGGCUCACCUCACGCACGUGGACAGCGGCCGCGGCUUCACCAAGCACCAGCUGCUCCGCCGGAUGGCCGCUCGGUCACUGGCCCGCAUAGACAGCCGGUGCCCAGCACCUGGCCGUGGCGCCAAUGCGCACCCGGUGACCGCGCCCGUGAGCCGUGGCACCGUGGGCAUAGAAAACAUGCAAUCCGAGUACCUCGUCCACUUUGGCAUCGGCACGCCUCGCCCGCAGCGCGUGGCGCUGACGCUAGACACCGGCAGCGACUUCGUCUGGACGCAGUGCUUCUGCCAGGUCUGCUUCCCUCAGCCGUUCCCGGCGAUCAACAUCUCCGCCUCCGGCACCAUCCACGGCGUCUCGUGCUCCGACCCUGUCUGCUCGCAGGGGGGGCUCGCGCUCUCCGGGUGCACCGCCCGCGACAACAUCUGCUUCUACACCUACUUCUACGGCGACAACUCGAUCACGACGGGGCAGAUCGUGGAGGACACCUUCACCUUCCAGCAGGCGCCCAACGACGGCAAGGUCGCCGCGGUGCCGAAACUCCGCUUUGGUUGCGGCAUGUUCAACACCGGCCUCUUCGGAUCAAACGAGUCCGGCAUCGCCGGCUUCGGCCGCGGGCCGUUGUCUCUGCCGUCGCAGCUCAAGGUGGGUGGCUUCUCCUACUGCUUCACCAACAUCGUGGAGUCCAGGACCAGCCCCGUGUUCCUGGGCACGCCGGAUGACCUUCAAGCGCAGGCCACGGGGCCCAUCCAGUCCACCCCAUUCGCCCGGGGUCCAGACAGCACCAAGUACUACCUCUCGCUCAAAGGCAUCACCGUCGGCAAGACGCGGCUGCCAUUCAACGCGUCGACGUUCGCGUUCAAGGGCGAUGGCUCCGGCGGGACGAUGAUCGACUCCGGCCUGAGCAUCACGAAAUUCCCGCGGGCCGUGUUCCUGAGCAUCGUGGAGGAGUUCAAGGCGCAGGUGCCGCUGCCGUCCGACAUGGUCGCCGGCAUGCUGUGCUUCUCCGCCCCGCAUAAGAAGAAGGCGCCCGCCAUGCCGAAGAUGACCCUCCAUCUUGAAGAUGCGGACUGGGACCUUCCACGGGAGAACUACGUGCUGGACCUCGACGGCGGCGACGGCGACGACGACGGGACGUGCGUGGUGAUACAUGCGGCGGGCGAGAGCGGCAUGACCGGCAUAGGCAACUUCCAGCAGCAGAACACGCACGUGGUCUACGACCUGGAGAGCAAUAAGCUGGUCUUCGUGCCCGCUCGCUGCGAUAAGCUGUGACUCAACGUGCACGUACGUGUGCAUUCGUCAACGCAUGCAUGUACUGGUUACGUUUUGUGUUCGUACUAAAAACGAGCACGAAGGAAUCGUACCAGUGCUAAAUAAACAAGGGGAGAUUAAAGCUAUUUUUCGGUGUAAAUACGCCUAGUCAUCUUUUUUAUGCAGGAAAAAUACACCUAGUCAUCUUUUGUUGUGACAAAUUUCCAGUCACCUGAAAAAAUAUGCGUCUGAACCAGUCUAUAUACGUCAGUAGCCUGAAAAAAAUA
Messenger RNA from Triticum dicoccoides, 1678 nucleotides. Its product is annotated as aspartic proteinase nepenthesin-1-like. Gene Ontology annotation, cellular component: extracellular region. The transcript has a single exon. The record is from RefSeq and is a predicted model, not a curated record. The coding region runs from base 60 to 1412 and encodes 450 amino acids. Lineage: Eukaryota; Viridiplantae; Streptophyta; Magnoliopsida; Poales; Poaceae.